CACUUUUCCUAACGUUUCCGCCGAUGCUGACUGUUCCGUCCCUUUCUACUCCCUCCCACCUCUCCUUACCUUAAUUAAUUACUCCUUUUCGACCCGACCUCUAAUUCUUCAUUCUUCACUCUUCACAUCCAUGGAUGCUGAAACAUUCUUCGACGAUACCGAUAUCUUCAGCGUUCUCGAAGCAUGGGAGAACGAGAGCUUCCACUUCCAAACCUCGCCCUCCAUUCUUAAGAGACCUGCCGAGGUGGAGGCCGAGCUCGACGCCGACGCCUGCAAGCGCCACAAGCUCACUGAAGAAGCUGCCGGCCACAACAAAGUGUCGCACAUCACCGUCGAGAGAAACCGCCGGAAGCAAAUGAACGAGCAUCUCUCCGUGCUUCGCUCCUUGAUGCCUUGUUUCUAUGUCAAAAGAGGCGACCAAGCAUCGAUAAUAGGCGGAGUGGUGGAUUACAUCAACGAGCUGCAGCAGGUGCUGCAAUCUUUGGAAGCCAAGAAACAGCGCAAAGCAGCUUACAACGAAGUAGUGGUGAGCCCGGGCCCGAGGAUAGUGUCGAGCCCGAGGCUGAGCCCGAGGACCCCACAGCCGCAGCCAAGCAGCCCCUACAAUUACAAACCCUGGUCUCUCCCCAGCCCCGUCGAUCCUUCUCCCUCCAAUUCUUCUACCUCCUCUUCCAUAAACGACGCCGUCAAUGAGCUCGUCGCCACCUCCAAAUCACCCAUAGCUCAAGUCGAGGUCAAGUUUUCCGGCCCCAAUCUGCUGCUCAAGACAGCUUCGCACCGCAUCCCGGGCCAAGUGCUCAAGAUCAUUUCUGCACUCGAACAACUCGCCCUCGAAAUCCUACACGUCAGCAUCAGCACCCUCGAUCAUGCAAUGCUCAAUUCUUUCACCAUUAAGAUUGGGAUUCAGUGCCAACUGAGUGCAGAAGAGUUGGCGGAGCAGAUUCAGCAGACAUUCUGCUAGCUAGUGGGAUACUUGGUCGAUCUUCUGUAUACGAGAGAGAGAGAGAGAGAGCAUUUGCAGUUGGUGAUGGGAAUAAAGCAAAUAUGUGUAAGCAUCAAAACUAACCAUUAUUGCUCUAUUAAUGUAGUUGUUGACAAUUAAUUAAGUGUUUAGGUUAGUCCAUUACAU
This is a messenger RNA of Salvia miltiorrhiza (redroot sage), 1129 nucleotides long. Its product is annotated as transcription factor SPEECHLESS-like. Gene Ontology annotation, biological process: guard cell differentiation; positive regulation of DNA-templated transcription; stomatal complex development. Gene Ontology annotation, cellular component: nucleus. The transcript is spliced from 3 exons. Lineage: Eukaryota; Viridiplantae; Streptophyta; Magnoliopsida; Lamiales; Lamiaceae. The coding region runs from base 131 to 961 and encodes 276 amino acids. The record is from RefSeq and is a predicted model, not a curated record. Gene Ontology annotation, molecular function: DNA-binding transcription factor activity; protein dimerization activity.